Messenger RNA from Gastrolobium bilobum, 636 nucleotides. RefSeq lists its product as uncharacterized. NCBI's taxonomy places the organism in Eukaryota, Viridiplantae, Streptophyta, Magnoliopsida, Fabales, Fabaceae. The record is from RefSeq and is a predicted model, not a curated record. The coding region runs from base 167 to 439 and encodes 90 amino acids. The transcript is spliced from 5 exons.
AAAAUUGCAAAAGAUAGUAAAUCAAAAUGCUCACAGCAACUCGUUGAUCAAGUAGUCUAAUAAACAUAAAACCUAGUCUAGGGCGUGAGGUUCAGGGAGUGAAACGAUUAACCUAUAACGCGAUCGGAGCAGCAACAAAGAUUUGAUCUUCAAUUAUUGUAUCAGAAUGGAACCUGGAACAGAUAACCCAAGAUACUCUGGAGAGUUAUUGAAGCAUAUGGACAAGCAGAAUGAGGUCCUUGUGGAAGCACAUAAAACAAUGUUGCAUGAAUUGGAAAAACUUCAGGUAGAAGAAGAAAUGCUUAUGCGCAAGCUUUAUGAAGUUAUGUCAGCUCAUGGUCUCACUAAACAGAAUGAUGGCAAUUCCAACACUUCCUAUAAUACUGCAGGAACUGAACACUCCAAUGAGGUGGUCAAUGCAGCGCAUGAGGGACAGUAAGGACAUAAUUUUGCUUGAUUCACUCAGAGAUUCGGGCUUAAGACCAAACUGUCUUAGGGGGAUGAAAUAAAGCCUUUUUUUGUUUUUCUUUGUGCAACAUUUGAUGAAACUAAAACCAAUUUUGUUUUUAUCAGCGGAACGCAAGAAUUAUAAAAUUUUCAACUUCAUUAUAUCUAAUGUACAAAAGAUUUGCGCCU